Dimorphilus gyrociliatus is the source of this 1314-nucleotide messenger RNA. The record is from the annotation of a GenBank genome assembly. NCBI's taxonomy places the organism in Eukaryota, Metazoa, Annelida, Polychaeta, Dinophilidae.
AGUCUCAAUAUGUGGACGCCAUGACGGCCAGUUUUUAAAUUAUCUUUUAAAAAAUCAUAGACAAUUAAUUGCUCAAAUUACACAAUGGCUAAUUACUUACCACCAGAAUGGGAAGAUGAGAGUCGUAUGAAUUUUCUUUUUGCUCCUUUUAAACGAAGAAGCCUUAAUCCAGAAUCAUAUGAUGCUAAAUUGAAGUUUUGGAUAAAAUUAAUCGAGAGCCAUCUAAGUCACCAUAAAAAUUUUAAAUUUCAACCGAAGACAUUAGCUCGACAAUUCUUGCGUAAAAGUCUUAUACCUGCGUGUUUGCAGGAUGUUAUACAGCAUUUGUACGAAAAUCAACAAGUUUUAACUGUUCAAGACUUUAGAAGAAAUUGUCAGAGAACAGGAUGGAUAAAGUGGAGUUGGAAUAUGUUAGUUCAUAAGCCUGUAGCAUGGACGUUUAAUAAGGUCUGGGGUACAAAAAAGCCUGAAGUUGAUUCUGAAUAUGUACACUUAAAUUUGAUAGAGAGCUCUUCUAAAGAGUUAUUAACUAGAUAUUAUAGUAACCGGCCGAAUGAAGGCAGUAAUAUUGUUCCAUGGCAAGAUAUCAUCUUACUAAUGUCAGAUGUCUGUGAUGAUAAAUCAUUGGAACUGGUUAUCUUAGCUCUUCAAUACCAAGGUCACGCCAUUAUGAUAAAAGAUCCACAACUUGGCAAGUUUGUUAAAUUUGCCAAAGAAGAAAACGAGAGAUUAUUUGAUUUUAAUCCAGAGGAAUUAGAUAAAUUUCGAUUAGAACAAAUGUGUAAUAAAUUGGAAAAUGCCAUAAGAAAGAAAGAAGAUCAAAUGGAAGAAUGUCGAACUCAAGCAAAAAUAUAUCUCAAUCAGAAACAGCACACUUCAGCGAAACAAUGUCUACGUCGUAAAAAGAGAUUAGAAGCAUCAAAAAUCCAAUUAGAGAAUCAAUUAGAUAACUUUCAUGUAACGCUGGAGAAAAUCGCUCAGAGUAGGAACAAUGCUGAAGUUUAUGAAGCAAUGAAGUCUGCAAGCUCUGCAUUAAAAAAGAAUUCGCUAUCUGUCAAUCAAGUAGAUGACGUCGUUGACGAAAUUAACGAUGCAAUCGACGUUCAAGACGAUUUAAAUAGGUCGAUUGUAAAUGUUUCACAUAACGAUAUGAUCGAUCAGCAAGAACUACAGGACGAAUUGGAUAAAAUUUUAGCAGAUGAAAAUGUUUGCGAUAUCAUAUCUGAUAUGCCUGAAGUUCCGAAAUUUGAACCAGCGAAACCAGAGAUGUCAAAGACUGGUCAAAAAACUCAUGAAAUGCUUAUUGCAAGUUAA